Molecule: messenger RNA, 1069 nt
Organism: Magallana angulata
Lineage: Eukaryota; Metazoa; Mollusca; Bivalvia; Ostreida; Ostreidae
Exons: 2
Coding region: 305-787 (160 amino acids)
Source: RefSeq, a predicted model, not a curated record
AUCGAUCAUCUAACGCGUAUAAAACUUGACGGAAGUUAAUUUUUAAAACCGGGCAAGGAAGUGGUUUCACAAUAUCCCCAGAGACAAAAAGAUGCGAUGAAUUAAGAAAGUCAACUAAAUAUUAAUGGACAUUUAAAACAAUUUCGCAAUUCGGAUAGUUUUCCACGAGAGACGGAUUCAGACACGUUUUGUCACCGGUUCCAUGUCAAAUCGUCACAAUUCCGGUGUAAACACUUGGAUAGAGACGGUGUAAACUGUUCAUAACACAGAAUUCUGUCUCUUGUCCAGAAAAUGACGCCCGGAAAUGGUGGAAGAAGAGAGAACGCCCCUAAAUAAGAGCAACCUCUUGAGUGGGAUUCUGCUCAUUCUCUUUGUCCUCGGGAUCGGGGUGACACUUCUAUUCAUCGGAGUAUUCGAGGACAUCGAAGAUUUUGUCAUUCUAGGGACGCUUUUUCUAGUGUUUAGCAUUCUUGUCUUCGGCUGUGUCUUUUUCACGGUUUUACGCCCCUACUGUAGAUCCGGUAAAGUAGCAGACGAUGAACACGCCAAGUCGUACUCUCACGAGAAUAUCGGGUUUUCUCGGAGUGAGCAGGACUUCAAGUCGACAGCGGCUUCGUUUGAGCGUAUCAGAAUUGAAAAUGACGAUGACUGUGAGUCUGUGAGCGGACAGAGACGCUCGGAGAGUGUUAUUGUUGACCUCAAAUCAAGGGCGGGUAGUGCUCACAGCUUACAUUUACCGGAAGAACCAACCGGAAGAAACAAAAAGAAACGGGUGACUUUCUUUUAAUUUUUUUUCUUCGAGUAAAUCUAGCAAACUGUCAUCAUCUUAACCCUUGUUGCAUUGAACCAUUAAAUAUAUGGUUCCUAAUUCUUAUUUUUACAUUUUUCUAACUAAAUAAUAUUUAUGUACAUGUGCUUAACUUCUCUUUUGAGAUUUGAUCUAUGUACCAAAUAUGGGAUAUUUAUCACUUCAUUUGUAGAUACCUUUAUUUGUUAACUUAUUUUUGACAUACAUGUAUAUUUGAUGAUAUUAAGAAUAAAGUUAUAUUUUGGUGCAUGCUAUUGAAAA